This is a messenger RNA of Acanthoscelides obtectus, 600 nucleotides long. The record is from the annotation of a GenBank genome assembly. Lineage: Eukaryota; Metazoa; Arthropoda; Insecta; Coleoptera; Chrysomelidae.
AUGAAAUAUUCAAUUUUGUAUUAUGAACCGGAACUGAGAGAAAACCUCAAAACACCAGAAAACGUUCAUUCUACAGAAGCAAAUGUGCCCCCAUCUUUACACAAUCUAAACCUUUCCUCAACUUCAUCAGCAACAUUUGAAGGGCUAAGACCCUUUCCGAAAGCGGCGCCACUUUUAGAAAAUAGAAGAAAUAUUCGGAAACAUAAAAGUACUAUAUAUACCGACACCCCGGAAAAAAUACAAAGGACAGAAUCGAAAAAGGAAAAGGGAAGGGCAAAGGAAAAGGUAAAGGAAAAGGAAAAGGUAAGGAAAAGUAACGGAUAAAGUUGAUGAGAUUGCUGAUGACACCGUCGAUGAAAAUGACGGUAAUGCUAUAGAUUCAGAUGACGAGAGUACGAUUUGCUUAGAGUGCACUAAAUCCUACGUCGAUAGUGUUCCAGGCGAACAAUGGAUUCAGUGCAUAGCUUUAAUACACAACUUACAGCUUAGACCUCCCGUAAUGUUAUCCCUGAAGCAGAUUUUACAUCACAUCAGAGCCAAACAUUUAUAACUGAAGCCUCAGGACGUUUAGGCAACACGUACAAGAAACGAGUUCACAAA